This is a messenger RNA of Ascoidea rubescens DSM 1968, 1566 nucleotides long. RefSeq names its product MFS general substrate transporter. The record is from RefSeq and is a predicted model, not a curated record. NCBI's taxonomy places the organism in Eukaryota, Fungi, Ascomycota, Saccharomycetes, Ascoideales, Ascoideaceae. The transcript has 2 exons. Gene Ontology annotation, biological process: plasma membrane lactate transport. Gene Ontology annotation, cellular component: plasma membrane. Gene Ontology annotation, molecular function: secondary active monocarboxylate transmembrane transporter activity. Bases 1 to 1566 code for a protein of 521 amino acids.
AUGGCUAAUAAAAAAGAAAAAGCUACCUCUUUUGAUCUUGAAUAUAAUAAUUCGGAUUUAUAUGAUCAACAAAGAUAUCAAAAUAAUAGCAAGACAGUUGAUGAUGAAAAACCCGAUUUAUCCAAAGAAGGAAUCAUUAAUUAUUCUAGUUUAAGCGCUUUAAAUCUAGUUCCUGGAUUGAGGAAAAUGACACCUUUAAAUUGGAGCUUUUAUCUAUUGGGGGCAUUAGCUUGGACUGUUGAUGCAAUGGACUUUUUUGUGGUGUCGGUUUCUACAACAGAAAUUGCAGCUUUUUUAAACAAAAGUGUUACGGAUAUUACCUGGGGCAUUACAUUGGUUCUUAUGUUGUGUUCAGUUGGUGCUAUUAUCUUUGGAUUAGCGUCUGACUAUUAUGGAAGAAAAUGGCCCUUUAUUGUUUGUUGUUUUUGUUUUGUUGUUCUUGAACUUGGGUGUGGAUUUGUUCAAACAUUGGAACAAUUUUUAGCUGUUAGAGCAUUAUUUGGUAUUGCAAUGGGUGGGAUGUAUGGAAAUGCUGCUGCAACUGCUUUAGAAGAUCAGCCGGUUGAAGCUCGAUCUAUUCUCUCUGGAUGUUUUCUUCCAUGUUACAAUUUUGGAUACCUCUUAGCAGUUGUGUUCAGCAGAGCAUUUCUUGGGACAUACAAGACAAAUGAAGACUGGCGUUCGCUUUUAUGGUUUACAGCAGGUCCACCACUUCUUUUAAUUGCCUGGAGAUUGAUGUUGCCAGAAAGUAAGUUUUUCCUUGACCAAAAAGAGGCUAAAAGACUUCAUAACGCUACACUAACUGAAGACGACAAAAAACAUCAAAUUACAGCCUGGACCCAGGCAAAGGAUGCUUGUAGAACCCAUUGGUUGAUGUUUAUCUACCUUAUUUUUUUAUUAGCUGGAUUUAAUUUUUCAUCUCAUGGAUCUCAAGAUUUAUAUUCUACAAUGUUGGUGAAACAACGAAACUUUGAUGCCGAUGAUAAGACAAUGAUUUUGUGUGUUAUCAACAUUGGGGCAAUGGUUGGAGGAUUGGUAUUUGGGCAACUCACUGACUUAUUAGGCAGAAGAUUGUCUAUUGUUGUUUGUUGUAUUGGGGCAGGGGCGCUUAUUUAUCCAGCAUUUUUGUUGCAUUCUAUUACUGAACUCACAGUAGGUGGAUUCUGGUUGCAGUUUUUCAUCAUGGGCAAUUGGGGUAUUGUUCCAGUUCAUUUGUUUGAGUUGUGUCCAUCAAAUUAUAGGACAUUUGCUUCAGGAUUGGUGUAUCAAUUGGGGAAUUUGGCUUCCUCAGCUUCGUCCACAAUUGAAUCUCAAUUGGGAUCGAGAUUUCCAAUCACCAAUAGCGAUGGGACACCUGGGUACGAUUAUGGGAAAGUUAUGGGUAUUUUCACCGGAGCAGUUAUGGCAUACAUUAUGGUUUGUGUUAUUGUUGGACCAGAAAGAUUUCAUAAAGAUUUGCAGCAUAGUAUACUGGCAACUCAGGCCAAUAGAGGGGAAGCAACAGAAGAAAUCGAAUUUGAGAAGCCUAGUGAAAAUUAUCAAGAGUCUCAGCCAAUUCAAAGGUAA